Molecule: messenger RNA, 3009 nt
Organism: Asparagus officinalis (garden asparagus)
Lineage: Eukaryota; Viridiplantae; Streptophyta; Magnoliopsida; Asparagales; Asparagaceae
Exons: 3
Coding region: 2441-2788 (115 amino acids)
Source: RefSeq, a predicted model, not a curated record
CUUUGUAACAUUACAUAUUUCUUGGAAUAAUUCUCUUGCAGUAUUUUUUCUUAGCUAUCCAUGUCCAUAAUAAUUUGCAGUUUAUUUACGUCUCUGAUGCAUUUGUGGCAGCUAAGCUUUGGUAUGCGCACCUUAAACUAUUUGGGUCUCUGAGGUUCCAACGCAUCGUAAUAGACUCAGAAUUAAUGCUCCUAAUUUAACAUAAAUUUUUUGUAGUACAGUGUUAAAAUUCAGAUUUUCUUUUCACUUUCUUACAUUCAUUGAUAUAUAACUUAUAGAGUUUGGUCUCUUGUCUUCUUUUUCUACUUCAUUUUCCUUAAUGCCCAUCAACUUUGGAGUUGUCAUUUCCUGCUUUCUCACUGCCAAAAGUGUUCAAUGACAUUCAGUAAUAUAGAUAUUAUACUAUGCAGUUGCAAUUUCCUGUAACAUAAAGAGGUUAUUUUCCUAGUGAAAAGAGAAUUUUAAUGGUAGUGAAGUUUGUCUGCAUCUUCAUCAUCAAUCAUUUCCAUGUGUUGAGUCAAAGCUAGAACACUUAAUGGGAUUCUUGAGUUAGCAUUCUUUAACAGCAUAUGCAUGUAUAUUGUCUUGAUUUGGAAAGAUAUCCUGGAUCUCUUGAUACCAUUAGGUUAUGUAUUUCUUUGAUUUAAAAAGAUAAGCUGGAGCUUUAGCUAUCAAAUCUCACGCCUGACAUGAUAUUUGCUGAAUAUCCUGUCAGUAAGUUUAUAUUAAAGUGUCACUUCUCAUCUCGCAUAUAGUGUGCAUAUCUGUGGAAGAAAGUUGAUGCAUGGUAAUAUUUUCUACAGAAUAAUAAUUCUGUAAACCAAUUGUGUUUUUCUUCUUGUUGGUAAUAGUUAUUUGUCACUAAAUUUCGAUGUACAAUGCGCGUAGUCAAAGAAGUUGGAUAAAGUUGAUGCAUGGUAAUAUUUUCUACAGAAUAAUAAUUCUGUAAACCAAUUGUGUUUUUCUUAUUGUUGGUAAUAGUUAUUUGUCACUAAAUUUCAAUGUACAAUGCGCGUAGUCAAAGAAGUUGGAUUCAGAUGUCUGUAACUAUGACCCUGGGUUAUACUGUAGUCAACAAUCUAUUUGAUGAUGAAUGGAUAAUUGGCUUAUAACCCCAAUGAUUUAGGGGUGUUUGCGUGCGCGCACUUGGUCUAAUUGGUUCAAGAAUAGCAAGCUACCUAUGUUGACUAUGAUGAUUGAGGAAUCAAAUUCUUGCGGUGAAGGACUAAAGCUUUUGAUUGUCUUUCUAGUUCUCUAUAUUUUUCCUCAUUAGUUACAGCGAUGAAUGAGUGAGGAACUGGAUUUGCAGUGAUCUGAGUAUUAGACUCAUAGGUUAUGGAGUCAAGUAGAAGGGCUUUUUGGCAUUAUACUGUGAUGCAUACUAUGAUUGAAUGUAAAUAAGGCUGGCAAAUGAUUGGAAGUGGGAAAGCAGUAAGUUAGUUGAAAUGGGUUUGGUACACCACAUUUGGUAGAACAAAAGCAUGUGAGUGCAUGUGGGUGACUCUGAAUAAUUAAGAGGAAGACAUUGAAAUUAAUCAAUAUUUAUGAUGAUGUGGAAGAAACCAAACAACAACCAUGUGAGAAAUCAUUGAGAUAUGCACUACUGUUCUGAAGAUGAUACUCUGAUAAUGUAGAAGAACGCAGAAUGCAACUGAGUCAUGAGCUUAACAACCUAUUAAAAUAAAGAGAAACCUAAGAACAAUGUAGGAUGAGACAAAAUAAUAAUUAUUCCCUUUUGGUGGCUGAGAGUCCAUAAUGUUUCAUGUCAGCAGUGACUAAAGAGUAGAAAUCUUAGGGUUUUGCCUUCCAUGUGGCAAAAUUUAAACAAAACAAAAAGGUUCUUAUCAUUGUCCUUUAACUCCAUGGAACUGAUGUAUGCAAUUCUGGUAACUGACAUUAUAUCAUGUCUAAUAUCUUCAUUACUAUCUUAGCAGCCGAUAUUUACGACUUCAUGUAGGUGAUAUAUUGGGCUGAAAAUAUUGUAUAUUGACAUGAUUAUCCUUUCUUGUUUAGUUUCAUUUGGAUUAUGCAAGGAAUCAGUGAAGUUGAUUGGAAUCUUUCUCAUCUUAUAUUUAGCUUUGUCACUCUCUCUUUGCAGAAAUGGCCAUAUUAAGACAAUGAAGCUGAGAGCAGCCAAAAUGAGAGGAAGUACAAGUUAUGUGUCGAUGAUCACAGUUGACAUAAGCGAAGAAUUGCAUGUGCUUGGUCGAUAUCAUGUUUUUUGUUUACAGGCCUGAAGCCUAACAAGAAGAUGACAGGGGAUCAGGAGGCAGCUAAGAUGGAUACUUCAUAGUGUACAGAAGUAGACAUUUGAAAAUAUCAGUUCAACGCUUGAUGGAUAUUUCACCUGCCAUAUAAUUCUAUCUGAAGAUUCAAGCACUCAGCUCUCUCCACUCUUGCACAAUCCAAACCUCAUCAAAAUCAGCAUCUAUCUUGAUCAAUGGAGAUUGAGUCUGUGAAGUGUAAGUGUUGUGGCUUGAGAGAGGACUGCACACAAGAGUAUAUAAGCGCAGUGAAGGCUAACUUUGAUGGCAAGUGGCUUUGUGGGUUAUGCGCAGAGGCAGUGAGGGAUGAGGCCGUGAGGGGGAAGAGGAGCAAAGGGUUUAUUGGGGUGGAGGAUGCUGUAGGGGCACAUAUGUCAUUUUGCCAGAACUCACGGUCGAAUCCGGCCGUCCACGUGGCGGAGGGAAUGAGGCAGAUGCUCCGGCGGAGGUCCAGCGAUGUGUCGGUGGGUUCGGGGUCGGCAGUUGUCAAGAAAUUUGGGAAGUCCUUGAGUACACUCAAGUAGGUUGAGCUUUUGAGGUUCAACUAGUUAAAAGACUAUGGUUUUGAUGAUGAUGAUGAUGAUGAAUAAGGUUAUUAGGAAGGUGAUUAACUUGACUGAAUUUGGUUUUUCCUCCAAUUGUUGUUUAUGUGAUCUGAAGGGCUCUGACUUGUUGAAUUGUUGUUUGUUUGAUUGGAGAUGAUGGAGCUAAUAUGCAUAAGCAAUGUAGCUUGUUGUUGAUUUCA